Messenger RNA from Ruditapes philippinarum (Manila clam), 2987 nucleotides. RefSeq lists its product as uncharacterized. The transcript has 14 exons. Lineage: Eukaryota; Metazoa; Mollusca; Bivalvia; Venerida; Veneridae. The record is from RefSeq and is a predicted model, not a curated record. The coding region runs from base 114 to 2663 and encodes 849 amino acids.
CUUCUAAAAUCAAUUCAAAGAAUAAAAAAGUUUGCUUUUUUCUAGAUGAUAAAACGAUUCUUAUUGCAACAACCAGCAGUCUUGGUGGACUUGUUAUAAUAUUGGCAUUAGCAAUGAUAAUACUCUGCAGAUUCAAAUCAAAGAAGAGUGACGACGACAAAAUGUCCCUAAAACAUAUGGAUACCAAUGGUUUUAAAAGUUUUGACGGCGCCCUCCAUAGAAAUCGAUUUGUAGAGGAUGACGACGAUGGUGUUGGAUCAUAUUACAGCCGCAGGCUAUCGAGUUCGUCUCUGCCUUACGGACAUCAAAAUAGACUAAGUGGGAGCGGUAAUCAGAACGGAUUUGCUCAUAAUGGGCUUUAUGCAAGUCCAAAUAAACUUCCAAGGGCAAGUAUCCACGGAUCUAUGCCAAACCUAGCAGGUAAUGGUACUUCAUUUAACCAUUUCGAUGACCGCCGAUAUUCUGGCGAUGAGGCAAGGCAUGUGUUAAGCUACAACCAAUGUUUAAACCGAAGUUAUGACAUUGACCUACGAGCACCAAGAAACAAUUGGAACGGCAGAAGAUCGCCCCCACCAGAUUAUGGAAGGCCAAGGUCCCCAAAGCCAGAUUAUCAUGGAAGGAAAUUUAACAGAUCCAAAGACAGCGGAGUGGGAAAUGGCAACAGCAGCGAACGCAACGAGUUAAUCAACGUCCAAGAGAAUAGAAGUCCGACACUACCUACGAUAUGGACAAAAGCAGAGUACUUAAUUUCUAGAAGCAAAAUUAAGGCCUGUCUUUUGCCCCCACAGUUACCGCGGUCCCAUUUAAACAAUUGUCACUUUGUUGCCGAUGAAAAUACAGUGUCAUGUCAAGAUUUUGCAGCUGAUAAAGUUAUUCGAGAUCUCAUCUCUUCUGGUCAUGCUACAGCAGAACCAUGUCCCUGCAUAGAACAAAUUAUUGCGAUUGAUGAAACGUUUGAAAAGGUUGAUAACUGCUAUAAACAGUGGUUCUUUAUGGACGGUGUCAAACAAAUGUGCUGCUACAGUGAGAAUGGUCAGCUUUUAAUUGAUAGUCCCGGUGCAGGAUAUCUUCUUCUAGAAUCUUAUGGAGGGUACAUUGGACGAGCACAUGACAUUUGCUGUGGUAAUGGAUCACAUGCAUUUAAAGAAUCUUGUGAAUCAUUUUAUCAAAUAAAUAAACCUGAUGAUUGUAGUACAUACGUGCCACCUGUUGUGUCAAUGUCAUCAGGAGAUCCUGUCAUACAAACAAUAGAUGGAGGAAAAUAUGAUUUUAAUGGCCAUGGUGAAUAUGUAUUUCUGACGGACGGGAAAAACUUUGAAAUACAAGCUCGAACAGAAUAUGUUGUGACGGGAAACAAAGAUUCGACAUAUUUUUCUGCCUUUGCAUUGCUUGAUAAAACGUCAAACGAGCAAGUAGAGCUGCAUUACGAUCGGAAAGCAGGAGAAAUCAUACUCUUUCGGAAUGGUACACCAAUUAGCAAUUGUAAAGCAUCAUCAAUGUUACAAAAGGGAAGACCUCCUCCCUGCGAACUUCCUCCAAGACAAAACUGUUUAGUGUUAGCUGGUGGUGGUAAAAUUACUAUACUUAACUGUGGUUUCAAAUCUGAUAUCAAACAGCUGGUGUUUGGGACUGACAAUUUCCUGGGUGUACAGAUCAGUAGAGACACUAAGGCAAAUUUAACAAACUUUAAAGGCCUAGCGGGACAUCGAGAGGACGGUUUCUACAUGACGAGAAAUAAAACAAAAGUUUCUGAAAAUGCAUCGUCAUCAGCAUUGUUUCAAUUUGCAGAAUCUUGGUCAUUACAAAAUGAAUCGCAGAGUGUUUUCAAAUACAAAGAGACUGGCGGAAAUUAUACAAUUUAUAACUCACAACAUACACUACCACAGUUCCUCGAAGACAAACUUGGCAACCUGACGGCAUUGUUCGAAAUCUUUACACCAGAUAAUAUAACACUUUUCAACAAAACAUGUAGAAAUUAUUGGAACAAGGAACCCAAUAAGCAGUGCCUUCUUACUAUUGCAAGAACGGGGGAUUAUGACCUAGGAUUAGAUGUUAUGCGACAUGAAAAUGCUACACGUUAUAUAUGGGAAAUAAAUCAUAAUAAAGCUCCAAUUGUAUCACCAAACCUUACAGAAAGAAUUAUAACUGUCAAUAUCAACUCAACAUGGACUAUUAAUCUUACUGAUUAUGUUACCGAUGAUAAUACAUCCCCAGAAAAUUUCGUGUUUGAUGUUGCCACAAAUUUAACAAAGGAUGAGUAUUACAUUGACAAUGGAAUCUUCACAUGGAACGUUGGCACUGGUUUACGAGAAAUAGACACAGGGAUACAAUUCAUCGUAUACGACUCAUUUAAUGCUAGCAGUGUUUUCAGUUUUCCAAUCUUUUAUUGUGGAUGUAGUGAAGUUUCGUUUUGUUCAUUUAAUGAAACUACAUACAAUCCUUCAGAUACUGUGGUGAAAGCCUCAUGUACUUGUCCAGACUACACAAACGGGUCGUAUUGCGAAGGUAUCAAAGAUGUUUGUCCGAACUAUAACUGCUACAAUGAUGUUUGUAAUGUGAUGGAUUACAAGUCAAAACCGUCGUGGCCUUGCGGCCCUUGUCCAAAGGGAAUGGAACAUUUGAUGCCUGGAUAUAAUCAGACAUGCAAAGGUAACGUAGAAUAGAACCUCGAAAUUAGGUAAAUGUUUGAAUAUUAGCGCAUAUUGGAAAAUAGGAGAAUAAUUUCAUUUUGGAAGAUAUAUUAAGUACAAACAAACCGCAUAUCUCUUCACUGGAAAUAUGUAUCUGAAUUGUAGCAAAUACAUUUUAUAAUCGUCAGAUUUAUGGCAAUAAAAGGUGUAGAUAUGUAUUUUCUUUAUGUCAAACCGUUUGAAAUAAAUAAUGGUUUGGCCGUGUAUGGUUCAGACUUUUCUUGAGCUAGGAAGUAUAGCCCGUAUGAAAUUGCGUGCGCAAGUCAAUCUCAGAAUAAUGCUUUUUUGGGACGUUGC